This is a messenger RNA of Hyla sarda, 4015 nucleotides long. It is a transcript of the gene C1QC, whose product is annotated as complement C1q C chain. Gene Ontology annotation, molecular function: protein binding. The coding region runs from base 376 to 1092 and encodes 238 amino acids. Lineage: Eukaryota; Metazoa; Chordata; Amphibia; Anura; Hylidae. The record is from RefSeq and is a predicted model, not a curated record. The transcript has 3 exons.
AAUGCUUAUAGAUCUGCAACCAACCAAUGUAUACACAGUGUACAUACAAAAUCAGGGACAUAUGGAAGGGGGGGAUAGUGACACCGUGAUGGAGGCACCAUGGCCAGCAAUAGGAACUGUUCAUGUCUGCAAGACCCCACCCCAGUUAUGGGCACCACGGUUCUCGUCUUCUUGUCAGGCAGUUAAGGAAGUGAAAGUUUUUUACGUUCUGCAUUUUGCACUUUUCUUCCUAAAACUGAACUUGUGGUUCUUUUCCCGGAUGGAGAAAGCAGAAGGGAAAGUCCCAGCAUCAGCAGCAGCAAUGGAGGAGGAAAGACGAUGGGACACAAACCCUAGAAUAGUCCGGAGCAGAGCCUACAGCCAGAGAGAACCUCAAUGAUGUUGCUGUGGACUGGGAUGAUGUUCCUGACUCUGCUCACCUGGGUGGAGAGUUCAGACGCUCCCUGUAUGUCAGCAAUGCCAGGUAUGCCAGGAAUCCCGGGAAUCCCAGGAAAAGAUGGACGGGAUGGGCAGAAAGGAGCAAAAGGAGAAAGAGGGGUUCCAGCCAGCUCCAACAUGCUCGGACCGAAAGGUGAAAAAGGGAUUAAAGGACUACCAGGCCCAAUGGGAAAAAAUGGACCCAAGGGACCACCUGGGCCUCCAGGAGACAAAGGCGAGCUAGGACCCGCUGGGGACAAUGGAAUACCAGGCAACCACAAGCGCCAGUAUCAAUCGGCUUUUACAAUGGCGAGAACGACAGACAUAAAUCCUGCAAAGAACAAACCCAUCAUAUUCAACAAAGUCAUCACCAAUGACCACAAGGACUAUAAUGACACCACAGGGACCUUUUUGUGCCGUAUCCCUGGACUGUAUUACUUUGUGUAUCAUGCCUCACAAUCGACCAACUUAUGUGUUUCUUUAUACGCAGCCAAUGAGCUAAAGGCCAGCUUCUGUGACCAUGUGACCAAUGCCCAACAAGUCACAUCAGGGGGGUUGCUGGUCCAGCUGCAGAAGGGCCAAGAGGUGUGGUUGGCUGUCAAUGAUUACAAUGGUAUGAUUGGGAUCGAGGACAAUGAUAGCGUCUUCUCAGGGUUCCUUGUGUUCCCAGAUUAAAGCUUUAUCUGAGCAUGUCCACCUUUACGGGGCUAUUGUCCAACUCAUCUGUCCCAUCUCCAGACCCCACAAUUCUUCAGACCUUGACCCCAACUAGAACCCUCUGUGCCCACUCCAGACCCUACUACUAUUCAUUACCCUCCAGCAGUGGCGGAUCCAGAGUCUGGUCUCAGGAGGGGCACUGUCGGGUUAUAUUCACACGGGGAAAAGUGCACACGGAAAAUAGUAUACAGUAGUCCCUCAAGUUAAUCGGUUCCAGGAAGACCAUUGUAUGUUGAAACCAUUGUAUGUUGAAACCAUUGUAUGUUGAGUCCAUAACUCUAUGGAAACCCGGUAAUUGGUUCCGAAGCCACCAAAAUGUCAUCCAAAAAUAGGAAAAAGUGAGGAUUAAAGAUAAAUAAGUAGAUAACUAAUAUAGAUAAAGCAAAUCCUUACAUAUAAAAGUAAUAGAGAUCUGCUGGGAGCUGUAAUCACUGUCUAUUUCAGUGUUUCCCAACCAGGGUGCCUCCAGCCUUCGGCUGUCCAGGCAUGCUGGGAGUUGUAGUUUUGCAACAGCUGGGGGCACCCUCUUUGGGAAACACUGGUCUAUAAAGAGGACAGAAGCUUCUUCAGGGUCCUGUACAGAACAUGCAAUGUCCUAAAAAAAAAAUGGAGAUGCCCUCACCUGGUGUUCAAAGGAGCAGCUAACCCUGGCACAGGUAAAGAGUACAGAACAUGUAAUACCUCCCUGUACUGUAGGGGGCGCUACCAGACACCAGUCACUGCAUACACUUCAGUAAUACAGGAAAAGAGUACAGAACAUGUAAUACCUCCCUGUACUGUAUGGGGCGCUACCAGACACCAGUCAGUGCAUACACUUCAGUAAUACAGGUAAAGAGUACAGAACAUGUAAUACCUCCCUGUACUGUAGGGGGUGCUACCAGACACCAGUCAGUGCAUACACUUCAGUAAUACAGGUAAAGAGUACAGGACAUGUAAUACCUCCCUGUACUGUAGGGGGCGCUUCCAGACACCAGCCAGUGCAUACACUUCAGUAAUACAGGAAAAGAGUACAGAACAUGUAAUACCUCCCUGUACUGUAGAGGGCGCUACCAGACACCAGUCAGUGCAUACACUUCAGUAAUACGGGUAAAGUGUACAGAACAUGUAAUACCUCCCUGUACUGUAGGGGGCGCUACCAGACACCAGUCAGUGCAUACACUUCAGUAAUACGGGUAAAGUGUACAGAACAUGUAAUACCUCCCUGUACUGUAGGGGGCGCUACCAGACACCAGUCAGUGCAUACACUUCAGUAAUACGGGUAAAGAGUACAGAACAUGUAAUACCUCCCUGUACUGUAGGGGGCAAUACCAGACACCAGUCAGUGCAUGCACUUCAGUAAUACAGGUAAAGAAUACAGAACAUGUAAUACCUCCCUGUACUGUAGGGGACGCUACCAGACACCAGUCACUGCAUACACUUCAGUAAUACAGGUAAAGAGUACAGAACAUGUAAUACCUCCCUGUACUAUAGGGGUUGCUACCAGACACCAGUCACUGCAUACACUUCAGUAAUACAAGUAAAGAGUACAGAACAUGUAAUACCUCCCUGUACUGUAGGGGGCGCUACCAGACACCAGUCAGUGCAUACACUUCAGUAAUACAGGUAAAGAGUACAGAACAUGUAAUACCUCCCUGUACUGUAGAGGGCGCUACCAGACACCAGUCAGUGCAUACACUUCAGUAAUACGGGUAAAGUGUACAGAACAUGUAAUACCUCCCUGUACUGUAGGGGGCGCUACCAGACACCAGUCAGUGCAUACACUUCAGUAAUACGGGUAAAGUGUACAGAACAUGUAAUACCUCCCUGUACUGUAGGGGGCGCUACCAGACACCAGUCAGUGCAUACACUUCAGUAAUACGGGUAAAGAGUACAGAACAUGUAAUACCUCCCUGUACUGUAGGGGGCAAUACCAGACACCAGUCAGUGCAUGCACUUCAGUAAUACAGGUAAAGAAUACAGAACAUGUAAUACCUCCCUGUACUGUAGGGGGCGCUACCAGUCACCAGUCACUGCAUGCACUUUAGGAAUACAUGGGUUUUACAAGAGAAAUAUCCAUUCUGAUUGGUCGGUUCUUCCAGCCAAUGACACGUUUUGCAGAUUCCAUAGCAUUGUAUGUUGAGUCUGGUUUCAAGUUACAAUGGUCCAGAAAAGACCAUUGUAAGUUGAGGGAUCACUGUAUAUUAUUACACAUAGACAUCCCUGUUUCCCCCCUAGAUCUAUGUGUUCCCUCCAGGCCCACCUUUACCCUUUCAGACCCCUUUAUCCUUCCUCCAGACCUCACAAUCCCUAUCACACAUGUUCUGUAUGACCACAGUGAUCUCUGCUGACCUCUGCUGUCCAUUUUAGGAACUGUCCAGAGCAGCAUAUGUUUUCUAGGGGGAUUUUCUCCAGCUCUGGACAGUUCCUAAAAUGGACAGCAGAGGUUAGCAGAGAGCACUGUGGUCAUGACAUCAGAGGAAAUGCAUUUCUUUUUUUGGAUUUCUCUUUAGUAUACAUCCCCUAAAAAGUACUGGAAGGAUUUAGAUUUUUUUUUAAUAGAAGUGAUUUACAAAUCUGUUUAACUUUAUGGCACCAGUUGAUUUAAAAAAAAUAAAAAAAGGUUUCCACUGGAGUACCCCUUUAAAGUCAAUUGAAAAUGACUUGAUGAAUAAAUUGGAGCAGAAAAUGCGAGCGGAAUUACUCAAGUAAAUUCCUCUUGGAUUCCUCAGUGUGAACAUACCCUUACAGGGGUCACUGUAGUAUUUGCACACAUUUCCUUUCUCUGCUAUAGACUGUCAGCUCCUUUGCACACAUCCUCAUGCAGCGCUCUGAUCGUAUAUCCACUGAUCUGAAUGGUCUCUUCUCACUUCAAUGUCUUUCUUAAUUACAAUUAAAAUGUCAA